Dentiscutata erythropus is the source of this 324-nucleotide messenger RNA. NCBI's taxonomy places the organism in Eukaryota, Fungi, Glomeromycota, Glomeromycetes, Diversisporales, Gigasporaceae. The record is from the annotation of a GenBank genome assembly.
UCGGGAGAGACAGGAGUCUUUGAUACUGGUCGUGAUAACAUCCGAGUAAAGGUCGAAGAGUUAAACGAAGAUGUCGCAAGGGUUAUUCUUGUAGAUGAAAAUGAAAGUCCAAUUGACACUAUAGAGAAAGCGAAAUUUAUAAAUCAGGUGACUGAAAAUGAAAUAACACCUGUGGAAGUUAAGGGUCAAAAAAGCUAUCUUAUAACUUGGAUAAAUAGCUAUGAGUUGCGUGUAGAUAAUGAAAAAAUUUUUAAAUUUAAAGCACAGAGAGGGCAUGUGCAAAUGAAAAAAAAUCAUGCGGAUUGUUUUGUAAAAGACCAUUAA